Messenger RNA from Notechis scutatus (mainland tiger snake), 2954 nucleotides. RefSeq names its product G protein-coupled receptor 15 (gene GPR15). Gene Ontology annotation, molecular function: C-C chemokine binding; C-C chemokine receptor activity. Gene Ontology annotation, biological process: G protein-coupled receptor signaling pathway; immune response; calcium-mediated signaling. The record is from RefSeq and is a predicted model, not a curated record. Lineage: Eukaryota; Metazoa; Chordata; Lepidosauria; Squamata; Elapidae. Gene Ontology annotation, cellular component: external side of plasma membrane; membrane.
CAUUUUUGAAAUGGAGGAAACAACUCCCAGCUAUGAUUACUUCUAUUCUUUUAGCUCAGAUACUCCUGAAGAAAAUUGCCAAACUCUGAAGCUGCCUUAUAUGGAAAUUUUUGUGAGUGUUCUUUAUAUUGUUAUUUUUCUUGUGGGGACUGUGGGCAAUGGUCUUCUGAUAGGAGUAUUAAUCUUCAAACAAAAUGUAUGGAGGCUUACUGAUACCUUCAUUGUCAACUUGGCAAUUUCUGAUUUUAGUUUUCUUAUCACAUUGCCUUUCUGGAUAGACAAGGAACUAGCCUCAGGACUUUGGAGAUCUGGCUCUAUUCUGUGCAAAGGCAGUUCCUACGUUAUCUCAGUCAACAUGUACUGCAGCAUCUUUCUUCUGACUUGGAUGAGUGGUGACCGGUACUUGACCAUCAUGUACCCAUCAAUGGCUAAAAAAAUUAGAACAAAGCUUUAUCCUAUUCUUGUUUGCAUCAGUGUUUGGAUACUAUCCUGCCUGUUAGGGCUGCAUACUCUACAGUCCAGAGAGUUGAAAAGAUACAACAACCAUACUUAUUGUGUGGACAAGGAAACCACAUUCAACAAUUGGGUUGGAUCAUUGAUGUUGCUAACUUUGGCUUUCUUUAUUCCACUGUUCAGCAUAUUAACAUUGCAUUAUUCCAUAAUUAAAAAACUCUAUGAGCACUAUCAGAAAUUUGGGAAACAUGACAAAAAACUGAGAAAAUCCAUCAAAAUUGUCUUCAUGGUAGCAAUUGUUUUUUUUUUCUCAUGGACUCCUUUCAACAUUUUUAAAAUCUUGGCUUUGAUGUCUAGCAUCUUGGAAUUGAAGCAAUCUUUCUGCCUUUACUAUAAAAUUGUCUAUCUGGGCAUGGAACUGGGUGGUCUAUUUGCAUUUGCCAACAGCUGCACAAACCCUUUCAUCUACUUCUUCUUUGAUGAUUGCAUCCAUAGGGCCAUGAUACAAAGUAUUCUUCCAUGCAGGAAGUACAAUAAACCUGGAAGCAGUUUUUCAAGCUUGGACACUUAGAUUUUCAGAGUCCAUUUCUGCCUGAAAAGGUUAUUCUCCGGAAGAAAGGAAGUCGUUAUCAUCCUGCAUAGAGUCAUCAUUUUGAAGUAUUCAUCAAAAGGAGAAAGUUGAAAUGUGAGGAAAUGAAAAUAAAGAAUUAGGAAGGAAUUAUGACUAAGUUAGCUAUUGAAUAUUUAUUUGAGUUACAUGGAAGAUAAGAUAUGCAUCUUUAAUUGUAUAGUUAAUGAAAAGAUUACAUCAAAUAUACUUAUAUUGUAAGAAUUAUAUAUUCUUGAAUGUUAAUAGGUAGUUACAUGAAACUGUGUUUGAAACUAAUAUGAUAUAAAAUAACAGAAAUUGUUAAAAUCCAUGUCUUAUAGAAUUAUAGAAUAAUUAUAGAAUAAUUCAAGCUAUUCAACAGUCAAGCUUAUUUAGACCUAAUUAUGGUGAUCUAUAUAGAUUAGUUCAGAAUGCAAAGCAAAGUUUUAAAAUUAUGCCCCUUUUUCUGUUAACUGUAAACUAUUCAAGCUUCUUCUAAAAUAUACUCUUUUUUGGAUGUACAUCUAUAUCUCUUACAUUGUGUAAAAACUAUUUCAGUUUAAAUGUUGGUGUUAUUGUGAUUCUUCUAGAAAUAUUUGUUUUCUGAUUUUUUAAAAUAAAUAUAUGCAUAAUAAACGAAUUGGGGCUCUUCCUCUCAGCUACGUUCAAGUGUAUUUCUCAGAUUUUGGGGUUAACAGAAAAUUAUGCUGGCAUAAAUUAUGCUGUACUCAGGGUUUUAUUCUGCUUAACAAAGGCAAUAGCUUAUUAUGAAAGCAAUUGAGAGAUGUGUUGCAAUGUUAAAUAUACAAGAAGUUGUUUGAUCUAUCAGCAUCACUACAAACGAUUUUACUGAAUAAUAUUGAUUUACUCAAAUAUAUUUAAAUAGUUGAAUUUCCUACUAAGAAAAAACAUGUUAAAUGUUUUUUAAUAAAUGUGUCACAGCAAAACAACAUGCAAAACAACUGCAAGAGGUUAAGAUAUUUGUAGCUGCCCUUAUUUGUUUACAAGUGAUGGUUCUGUUUUUUCAAUGUGGUUAAGCUGCACUAUUGGAAACUGAAAUCUACUGAAACAAAUUCCAUAUAUGGACAUAUUUACACAUUUCCAUGGUGUAUAGGAUUCUUUUUAUCAAAUCCUGUAGUGAUUACAGAUGCUGCCAUAGGAUUACAAAUUCAAGGAGCUCCAAAUCCAGACAAACAAUAAAUGGCAACAAAGAAAUACAGAGAAUUGUAACUUUGAUCAUCUGGAUUUUUGCAGCCCAGAUGUACCAGUCCCAAAAUCUGCAUUUUGGAUUCCUGAAGAGGCUUUGCAGUUUAAUCAAAGUAUGAACAGCAAAGUGAAAAUCUAAAAUGGUUACUGGCAAUUUAUGAGCAAGAUAUUUAAACUCAGACAUAUCUUGGAUAUUGUUUCUGUACCUCUUUACAAAAUUUGUAUCAUAAGAAAAGUGAUAGUUUCUGUGAAGUGCUUGAUUGUUACGGUGCCAAGUAGAGCUGGAGAAGUGUUCUUUUAUCCCACAAUCUGAGGCCAUGUUUCCCAUAGCUGUGCAUGCACGAGCUAGGAGGAUCUAAUUAGAGGCCAUUUCUUGCCAACAACAAAAAUCAGGAGGGAGUAAAACGCUUUGACCCUAAUUCAAGGACAUGGAAAUUUCAGGAAGGAAAUUCAAAACCUCUUAUGCAGUUUAAUUUCUACAAUGAGAAAUCAAAUGAUCUAAACAACAUUUUGCUAUGAACUGGACUCUAAACAUAUUAUUUACACAUUUACCUUCUGCCAGAUCUCUGUAAUUCUGGGCAUUUGAAAUUAAAUACAAAUUAUUUAAAAAUAAAUAAAAACAAGACAAUAAAAAUAAAAAGCUCAAACUGCCCAAGGAGCUGCUGAUACAGUUCUACAGAGGAAUUACAGAGUCUGUCAUCUGCAC